AUGCUUCACAGCCUCACGUCGUCAGGAAAUCCCACCGGAAACGUUACAGACGCCAGCAUGCUGGAGAGGCGGCGGGCUCAAACGAAGUGGCAACAAGAGCAGCUGCAGCAGCAACAACGUUACUUAGAGGAAACAGACUUGGGCGCCGUCUUUUCCGGACCGCAGUUUCAGGGAUUUGCCGGAGGCGAGGCGGGUUUUAGUGGGUUCGUGAACCAUUCCUCGAAGGUCGUCCCCGGAUUGGACAAUGGAUGGCCGGAAUUAGGGAAUUUCGCCGGCGGCGGGGGGCCCGUCGGCUGUGGGUUUGGAAUAAACUCCGGAAUCUCGAGAACCACCAGCUACCCACCGGUCGUGGAGGCGUCAACGCCCGCCGUGGCUGAAGCGAAACAGAUCUUGUCUGUUCUGACGGAGAAGACAAGUUCUAGCGGUGGGAGGGAAGGCUCGAAGAAGAGGAAAGCUGACAAGAACCAGAACAUAAAGGCAAUAGCAGAAGAAGAUGCCAAGCAAAAGAGGGUCAAGGAAUGCCCUGAAGCGGGAGAGUCGAAGACCGAGCAAAAUAGCAACAGCAGCAAGAGCAACACCAGAGCCGUCGGCCCCGGCGCGGCUAAGAGAGAAGUUUCGGGCAAAGCUUCAAAGGAGAAUUCGAGGGUCACCGAGGUAAAAAAGCCCGAUUACAUCCAUGUCCGAGCUCGCCGAGGCCAGGCCACUGACAGCCAUAGCUUGGCUGAAAGGGUGAGGAGAGAGAAAAUAAGUGAAAGAAUGAAGUUUCUGCAAGAAUUGGUACCGGGCUGCAGUAAGAUCACAGGGAAGGCUGGAAUGCUCGACGAAAUUAUCAACUAUGUGCAGUCCCUUCAGAGACAAGUUGAGUUCUUGUCCAUGAAACUGGCUGCAGUGGAUCCAACUCUUGACUUCAAUAUUGAUGACAUCUUGGUUAAAGAGGUUUUUCCAGCAUGCCAAUCCAAUUUUCCCUUGAAGUGUCUUCAGAAAUGA
This is a messenger RNA of Thlaspi arvense, 987 nucleotides long. The record is from the annotation of a GenBank genome assembly. NCBI's taxonomy places the organism in Eukaryota, Viridiplantae, Streptophyta, Magnoliopsida, Brassicales, Brassicaceae.